Lytechinus variegatus (green sea urchin) is the source of this 3260-nucleotide messenger RNA. RefSeq names its product lysyl oxidase homolog 2A-like. The record is from RefSeq and is a predicted model, not a curated record. Gene Ontology annotation, biological process: peptidyl-lysine oxidation. The transcript is spliced from 13 exons. The coding region runs from base 227 to 2551 and encodes 774 amino acids. Gene Ontology annotation, molecular function: copper ion binding; protein-lysine 6-oxidase activity. NCBI's taxonomy places the organism in Eukaryota, Metazoa, Echinodermata, Echinoidea, Temnopleuroida, Toxopneustidae. Gene Ontology annotation, cellular component: membrane.
AACCUUGUUCGCUUACCACAGAGAGUGCGUAGGUCGCAUUCUUUCAAUUACAUGAUAUCAUCAGUCAGCUGUAAGAGAGAGCACCAAGCAACAUCGUCUAGAAGGCAUUGCUGGAGUCGCUCUCAUCAAAUGACUCCUACGUCAUCUUGCAAGUUUUCUUGUGACUAAAACGUGCAACAUUCUACCCACUUCUCUCAGGUGAUUAGCAGUAAUCAAAUAAUCCAUCAUGCAGUUCUCAGUGGGUGUUUUUGUUCAGUACUUCAUAUUCAUCUUGAUCACAUGUAGUUAUGGCCUCCCCAGCAAUAAUGAGACAAGUACCAACAACCAUACAACACGCAAAGAAACUACAACAAUAGACUCUACCACUAAGUCUGCAGAAAGUACUGUUACUCAAAAGCUGACCACAACAGCACAAUCAACGACGACAAAACCCACAACAACGCCCACGACAAUACCCACGACAACACCCACGACUAUUCCUCCUACGACGGGUGAGCCUACGACGAGACCACCACCCAAGAUAAGAGCACGGUUAUCAGCAGGCAGGCAUCCAUGGGAGGGAAGAGUUGAAGUCUCAAUGCAUGGUGGCCCAUGGGGGACAGUGUGUGAUGAUGGUUUUAAUAUGAAUGCUGCUAACGUUGUUUGUAAGAUGGUGGGAUAUAAGAAAGCAAUACAGUACUACUUUGGAAGCAGCGAAUUCGGACGCGGGUCAGGACGAAUCUUGCUAGAUGAAGUAGAGUGUGUUGGUAAUGAGAAGAACCUGUUAUUAUGUGAACACAAUCCAAUUGGAGUAACCGACUGCUCACAUUCUGAAGAUGUUGGAAUCAAAUGCAGUGCAGAGACUAGAAAAGUUAAACCACCAGAAAAGAAGCUAAAGAAGUACCAAUUUCGUCUGAAUGGUGACCCCACCCCUAAGCCUCAGUCUGAGGGUGUGGUUGAAGUGAUGAUGACGGGUAAAUGGCGGACAAUCUGCGCAGAUGGAUGGGACAUUGAAGAUGGACGAGUACUCUGUGGAAGCCUUGGAUUCAAAGAAGCUAUCAGUGUCCAACCAAACAGGAAAAAUAAAUCAAGGCAACGUAAAAAGUCUAUGGUUGCAUCAAAUUUCGAAUGCACGGGCAAAGAGCACAACGUGAGUGAUUGUGAACGAACAAUGCUGAAGUCACAUAAGGAUUGUGUUUCUAAGCGUGCAGCUGAAGUCAGAUGUGAACGGGGUUCAUUCGUCAUGGAUGCAGAUAAACCAUAUGCCCUACCUGCAAGGAGCAAUGCUGGUCAACAGGCCCAUACUGUACCGAGGCCUGAUGUUCGACUGAAAGCCGGUGCUGCAUUCGGUGAGGGUCGCUUAGAAGUGUUUCAUGGCGGAAAGUGGGGAACGGUUUGUGGAGAGGAUUUUGAUCUAGUAGCUGCAAGUGUGGUUUGUCGACAACUUGGCUUCGGAACGGCAGAGCAAGUAUUUGAGAACGCCGCCACCUAUGGUCAAGGUAUUGGUCCUAUCUGGUUAUGGGAGGUGGACUGUAAAGGAACGGAAGCUUCAAUAAUGGAAUGUGGACAUGGAGCUUAUAACAGAAGUAAAUGCGAUCAUUCACAAGAUCUUGGAAUCAGAUGCAACGCACCAGACCUAGGGGUCAAAGAAGAUAUUCGUCUUGUGGAGGGACGUUUCGAGACAGAAGGACGUGUUCUAAUAAAUGUCGAUGGUCAAUGGGGUCACCCGUGCGGAGGAGAUACGUGGGAUAUGUAUGAUGCUAAAGUUGUAUGUAGACAGCUAGGACUUGGAUAUGCUCAUCAGCCUAUGAGGAGUACGCGUUACAUGGGUAGAUCGGCUUAUCCUAUUCUAAUGAUGAAUGUAAACUGUACAGGUAAUGAGAGAACUCUACUUGAGUGUCCACACGUAAGAAGUGAUAAUGGAACCUGCAUGGCUGAUUAUAAAGCUGGAGUUUUGUGUGCCGAAGUUUUACCUGAUGUUCUAAUGGAUAUUCAUGUACUUGAGUCAUCUAUCUACAUGCAAGACUGGCCAAUGUAUAUGCUGCAAUGUGCUGCAGAAGAGAACUGUCUUUCAUCUGAAGAUCAUGUCAGAGGAGCACGUCGCUUGCUUAGGUUUGCUAGUGCUAUUAUGAACAGAGGAACUGAAGAGUUUCGUCCAGUGCUAGGUAGAUCAAGCUGGGAAUGGCAUGCUUGUCAUAGGCAUUAUCAUAGUAUGAACGUGUUUUCCCAUUACGAUCUGUUAGACUACGAUGGCCAGCGUGUGGCUGAGGGUCACAAGGCAAGUUUCUGUCUUGAAGACGUGUAUUGUGACAGCGGUGCUAGGAAGGUUUACAGCUGUGACGCAGGCACACAAGGAAUAUCGGUCAACUGUGUCGAUAUUUAUCGUAAUGAUAUCGAUUGUCAAUGGAUCGAUAUCACUGGUGUACCACAAGGAGCCUAUGUGCUACGGAUUGACGUAAAUCCAAACCGUAUCGUUGGCGAGACUGAUUUCGACAAUAAUGAAGUUGUGUGUGAUGUAUAUCUUACAUACAGAGUACGCAUUGCAAACUGCCGAUAUGUUGAUGAUUCAUAACGUUUUACUCAACACCAAUGGAACCAAGCAUCACCAUGACUCCCUGAACUGAAGCAAGGAACCUGAUUAUCAAUGAAAUACUAUGGAGGCUGUAAAUAGACAUUUAUAAAUUUCCUUUAUUCUCGCAUUUUGUACCGUCGAAGUAUGUACAGUGAAGAAAUAUUGUAAAGAUGUUUUAAUCUUGAUAUGUAUAUUGCUUUCGUUACUGAGUGUACAUUCCUGUUUAUAGUGUUUUCUGUAGAUCACUUUUAACUUACCAGAACCUUCGGCAAAAUUGAAUUACUUUAUGCCUUUAGAUGACAAAUAUUUUCGGUUUCACCAUCAGAUAGUCAUAAAAAGUACUGUUGGGUAAUAAUUCGGAUAAUAAUUCUUAUAAUUUGUGGUCUUGACGUUUCAAGCAAGAAAAUGCUGCUCUUCUUCUGCUCCUGACGAAGAGCAGACUAAGUUUGUUAUAACACAUCUUAUGACACCGAGCUAGAUCCGCCAAAACCACCGCCGGUACACGUGAACAUUCGUGUUUACAGUGCGCAUGUUUGUAUGUAUGAAUACACAAUAACCAGGAUCUAAUUCAUGUGGCAUAGAAAAGAAUAAUGAAUACUCGUUAAUUCGUGCAAUGGAUAGAAUACAUCAUUCGGUGAAAAAUAAUAAUAAUAAUAAGAGGCAUUCAUAAAGCAGGGGCUGCGGAACGGUUUUGCAAGUGGAGGGGGGG